Leishmania major strain Friedlin is the source of this 1926-nucleotide messenger RNA. RefSeq lists its product as hypothetical. The transcript has a single exon. Lineage: Eukaryota; Euglenozoa; Kinetoplastea; Trypanosomatida; Trypanosomatidae. Bases 1 to 1926 code for a protein of 641 amino acids. The record is from RefSeq and is a predicted model, not a curated record.
AUGGCCGAUAACGAAGUGGAUGUGAUUCUCCAGAACUACUUUGCCGCUAUCGCGGAGAAAGACUCCGAUGCGCUCAAGCUGUACGAGGACAACAAGCGCAUGCGCCGCCUUGUCGAGCAGACACUGAAGGCCCGCGAAGAGCUUGAGGCGCAGCACUGUACAACGCAGCUACUCGUCACAUCGCUGCAGAACGACCUCCGCGAGAAGCAGCACAUCAUAGAAACCCAAGACAAGGCAAUCGCCGUCUGGCGUGACGGCAUUGCGGAACUGAGAAGCGCGCUUGAACGUCCCUCCGAGGUAGACCAUGGGCUGAGCGACGUCGUCGACGACGUGCGACGCAUGUCGGCGGAGCUGCGCAGCCUUCGGCAAGGCAUGCAGUACGCACAGUGGUGCUGCAACGAAUGGGAAGGGUACUUGAAGGAGUCACUUGUUGCUUCAGAGGCCCGCGAGCGCCGCGCGCUCGAAAGCUCAGCCGCUCACUCACUUCAAGCGCUGUGCGAGGCCGCCGCUGAGGUUCGCCGUGUGUGGAUGCAAGCUGCUGCCCAGGAAGCGGCGACGGGGUCCACGAUCGCGCGCUGGGAAGCCUGGCACGCGACAGCGCAGCAAGAGCGCGAGAGCGCGGCAGAGAAGCACGCGCAGGCGCUGCAUCGAGCAGAGCUCGAGGUGCUUCAUCACGCCCGCCGCGCCGAAGCCGCACAUAAGAAGGCGGACGAAAUGGUACAGCGGAUGGCAGCUCAUGAGCAGGAGGAGCGAGUUGCUCAUGAAUGGAGAGCUCUGGAGGCAAAGACGCAAGUGGGCUUAGUCGACCUGCUCGUCCGCCGAUGCACCGCCGCGGAAGAGAAGUGGUGCGACGCUGUGCGGGAAGUGCGCACCGUCGCGCACCGCCUACAAAGAACCAUGGAGGAGUUGAGUCGCCUGUCUGAGGUGCACGAACAGACCCUUGUGGAGCAGGAGCAGAACCGCUUACGUGUCUCGAAACUUGCGAAGAAAGUGGAGCAGCUCAAGGAACAGCAGUCGGAAAUGGAGGCGCUGCAGCAGCGUUGCAGUUCGCAACAAGAAGAGCUGCAGGCCCUUCGGGACAAGUACGUGGCCAUCGCAGACAAGGAGCGAAACCUACGAUAUCAGUUGAGCACCUCCACGGAAAAUGCCGCCGCGAAGCUGCUGAGUGUGGAGGAGUCUCUCCAGGCGGCCGAGCGGCGCGCCACUGUGCUGGAAGAGCGUCUCCGCACCACGCAAGAAGCCCGGGCGGCGCAGAAAGACAUUGCGGCUCUGCGGCGGCAAGUGGAGCAGCAUCACGCGACGGAUGCUGUGUUGAAAGUCACGCAACAGCAGCUGCGCGAGACGGAAAAGCACGCUUUCAACUUUAAGGAAGCAUUGGAAGUGUUAAAGGCUGAACACCAGGCACAGCUGCAGGCCGAACGCGAUCGUCAUGCGGCAGAGAUAGUCGCGCUCGCCGAGGCCAACGAGGAUGCGCUUCAGAGCCAGACUGCAGAGGCUCGCGCGCGCGUUGUAGAGGCAGAGGAACGCAUGCAGCGGGCACAAGAAACUGCUAUGCGUGAAAAGGAAGCACUGCAGCGAGAGCUGCAAGCGUGGACGGCGGAGGUGGACACUUUGAAAUCCGAGCUUGCCAGAGGCCUCCAGCGUGCUGAGGCAGAGAAAACCGCGAGAGAAGUACUCGAGCAGCAGAACCGCAGCGAGGCGAGCGUUGUGCGCAGCAUGGUGGAGCUUAGCUUCGAUGAUGCGCGGAGGGGCCUGCAGGUGGCGGAGCUGCAGGGGCGCCUGAAAAGUGUCCAGCAGCGCAACCGCCUUCUGGAAGAAGCGUGCCGGCGCAGCGCGGGUGUCAUUGCACAACUACGGGAAGCACUGUACCGUGAGCAGAUGACGUUACGCGCGCUGCGGCUGAAAGACGACUCCCUGUCUGCUUAG